This is a messenger RNA of Symbiodinium sp. CCMP2592, 8271 nucleotides long. NCBI's taxonomy places the organism in Eukaryota, Dinophyceae, Suessiales, Symbiodiniaceae. The record is from the annotation of a GenBank genome assembly.
AUGAUCCCCAACGAUCAACAGGGUAUGAGCCCAAAACGUACCACCGUGCUCGAGGGUGAGACUAAUGGUCCAAGUUAUGGGACAGCUACUACGCAGCAGGAAGCUCAGCAGCAUGAUGCUGCUCUGAGCAGCGAGCCUGUUAUGAAUGGUGCAAGGAUUGGCAGCAUACAGGACCCGUCUGGCGAGGACCAGGCGACCGUGCCACGACCUUCAAGGACCCCUCCGAUGCCUACGGCAGCUGAGUUUCUAAGUGCUUCGGAUUCCAUGACUCGUGACGAUCAUGGGACUUCGUUACCUACGGGAGUACCAGAACUUUCAGCUGUGGAUGUGGGACCGAGUCAGGGAGGUGUGCGAAUGCAAGUGGGAGGCUUCGAGUUUUCUCCACCCGAGGCUUUACCUUCGGAGACCCAACAGCAAGCGCCUUCCAAUCAGGUCAUGUGGUUUGCGAGGAUCGGGGAGUUUGUUCAACGGCGAGUUGCCCAAGCCGGCUCUUCGGACUCCUUCGCCAAGGAGCAGAUCUUGGCGGAGGUUCAGAAGCAGGUCCGCGCGGAGAUGAAGGUGCACCUUGAUGAACGUCAGGCUCUGGCACACGAGAACCAGCAGUUGAAGGCUUUGAUGAGUCGCGUGGAAAUCUACCUGAACCCCAUGGAGGCGUUCCUGAUGAUCCUUUUGACGGGCGUGGAGGAAUUUCAGGUGGACUACGACGACCGCUUGCUGAGCCAGCAGGAAAUGAAAGUGGUGAUCCACGACGCGGUCGAGAUGAUGCUGGGCACUCUGGUGGAGCUGGAGGGCACGAGCAAGGACCUGCAGGAGGACAGCCAUCACAUCCACCGCAACAGAAGGCGGCAACAAGUGGCCACCCAGGUGGUGAAGCCGGGCUUGGCUGAUCUGCCAAGGCUGCCAGAAUUGGGGCCGAACUCGGCCAUUGACAUAGGAGACUGGCUACAUGGUCUCCAGAACCACAUGGGUGACCUGAGCAACAACAGCGGUCAAUGGUGGUCCGAGAUCAUGUCGUGCCUCACGAAGUACUACGAGGCCUACCUCGCGGCAUCCAACGUGGGCAAGCUCACCAUUAAGGCCGAGGACUUCGAGUCGGACCUCCUUCGUGAUGCAAAGUGGGCCAGGGUGGACAAGAGGGCCUCCUCUAUGAUUCUGGCGAGCGUUCCAGAAGCUGUGAAGGUCGAGCUGUUGUCUACAAGGUUGGUGGGCUCGCUUGCAAUGCUGUCAAGAGUGGUGGUGUUGUAUAGGCCGGAUGCUGUGACCGAGCUGAGGAAAUGGGCUCGAUGGAUGGCCCGUGCAACAGACAUUGGUAUCCAAUGUCCGGAUGCCAGUGUUUUGGUUCGUGGCUUGGACACCGUAGUGAAGAAGGUGUUACCAGAGCAUGCUGACAUCGCCUUCCGCGUCUCCAUGCUCCGCUACAACUUGGAGGUGGAUACGAGGCCAACAGUCAAGGGAGCGAGAGACUUGCAACAGGCUUUGAUGAGUGAGCUGGAGCAAGUGGCCUUUCGGGGACGUGCAGGCAAUACAUCGACUCCGAAUGUGAAGGCGGCUACGGUGACUACGUCCUCUACCACGACGGCCCAAAAGGCAGAUGGUGCUGAGGGUGGAAGCCCAACGGGGCAACUGAAAGCAAAGGCCAAGCCAUCGUGCAGGUUUUUCUUGACGGACAAAGGGUGCAGCAAAGGCUCGGCAUGUACGUUCUCCCAUGCUUUCACGAGGAAGGAGAAGAUGGGGCGAUGUUGGUCUUGUGGGAGCAAUCAACAUCAGCAAUCAGAAUGCCCUGCAAAGACUGGCGGUGGAGCCAGCCCCUCUGCGAAGGCUGCUUCAAAGGCGCCGCCGGCGAUCAAAGCUUUUACUGAGGUACCUUCAACGGCUGGAACUCCGGCUGCGGCGGCAGGAGCAUCCUCUACGUCUUCGGCAUCUACAGCGGCUCCGGAUACUUCGCAGCAGGCCUCUGAGAGCGAGCUCAAGGUGUUGUUGCAAGAGGCUAGUGCGAUGCUCAAGGAGAUCCGGCAGCUGAAGAUGCUUGCGUACUCCACCACGGAUGUGGAGAACAGGGCUGUGGGAUCAGGUUGCGACCCAAGAACGGGCCGCACAGGCUUGCUCGACUCUGGAGCUUCCCAUCCUUUCCGGGAGGCUACUGAAACGGAGCUUGAUGAUGCGGCAAGGGUGAGAGUACAGUUGGCUGACGGCAAGGAGGUGGUCUUGGCCCAGAACUCCAGUGGGACUCUUUUGACAAGGAAGUCUGGUGGUGACUCUUCGGGCCCUAUAGUGCCCCUUGGUGCGCUGGUUCAAGACUUGGGAUGCCAAAUUUCUUGGACGAGGCGGGGUGGUCUCACAAUCCGUCACCCGGAACAUGGACUAAUCCGUCCUACUGUGUUCGGCCGUUGUCCAGUGGUUGCGGAACAUCAAGCGCUGGAUUUCAUCUACGAGAUCGAGUGCGAGAAACUAAGGAGAAGCCAUGGGCGAGACACCUUGAGGACUUCGUUCGAGCUGGAGGCCGUGGAGCUCAACUUCGAGCUAUGGUUUCAGAGGGCUCACCAUUUUCAUCGGUCUGAGAUGGACCGUUCUUUGGCGGCGGAGCAUGUGAACUUGGAUGAUAAGUCCGGCUGGGCGUACCUACGGGCUCUACCAGGGUCAAGACAACGCAGAAAGAGGAUGAUGAGCUCACCUUGGGUACUUCAUCUUUAUGCAGGCCCUGGGAAAGGCGUUGAUCCAGCGUUUCGUGAGCUUGAUGAUGGCCGUGUGUUGGUACAGGUGGACAUCAACCGUUCCAAGGCAGAGGACAUGGGAAUGGUGGCGGGUGUGUAUCGUGCACUACUUUGGGCAGCGGCGACGGGCAGAGUGGACGGGAUCAUUGGCAGCCCGCCAGCGCGAGUGGAUCUGGUUCAGAAGAUGAUGUGGCUUAUGAUGGUGGCGAAGGCUGCAAGGAGCCAUCAUGGAGGACACCCCGUGUUCGCUAUGAUUGAGGGCAAAAAGUUGAUGGAUGUGGUCCGGAUUGGGGGCGUCCAUAAGUGGGAGUCGGUCACGGCCUCCUGGGACAUGUUCACGGAGGUUAUGUGCUUGGAAGAAGUUUGCGAAAACAUAGCUACAAACCUGACCUUUGGGCAAGAGAUCCCUCAAGCUACGAGUGAUGGAGCAGCUUGGACCAUGGAGUUUAAGGAGGCAGUGUCAGAGGCGAUCCGCCAUUGGGAUGAUGAAAUGGGUGAAAAGGUGGGCAAGUUCCUGGAAACGUUCACCGACAAGGAGUUGGCUAUGUGGCGCACUCAUGUGAGGAACAAUCACGUCCCUUACAAUAAGCGGUGCAGAACUUGCGUGACUACGAGUGGGACGGGGAGAGCGCAUCGUCGAGUACGCCAUCCCUCCUCGCACUGUCUUAGUUUGGACAUAGCCGGGCCAUUUCGUCACAAAGCAGCCGAUCCCAACCACAAGGACUAUCGCUACCUCCUAGUCGGGGCGUACACCAUGCCAAGACUACCAGCAGAAGAGCCAAAGCCCGAGGAACCACAUGGACUACCAGCAGAAGAGCCAAAGCCCGAGGAACCACAUGUACUACCAGCGGAAGAGCCAAAGCGCAAGGAACCACAUGUACUACCAGCAGAAGAGCCAAAGCCCGAGGAACCACAUGUACUACCAGCAGAAGAGCCAAAGCCCGAGGAACCACAUGUACUACCAGUAGAAGAGCCAAAGCCCGAGGAACCACAUGUACUUCCACCUGGUGAGGAAGCAUUGGGGCAUGAUCAUUUUACACCGUUGGAGCUUGGAGGUCAUGAAGUACCAGACGACUUUGGAUAUGGCGUUGGAAAUGUGUUCCCUGAGGAUGCUCUUGGUGAUCCAAUGGAAGAGGUGACUGAAAGGAGAGGAGCUCGAAAGCUACCUGAGGAGGAGUGCCGUGGUCUGUCUGAGGAGGAGUUCAAGCGUUUGUUCAAUGAGGUUGGCUAUGCUAUGGACUUCCAGACCGUCUAUGUAGUCCAGCCGCUGAGGACGAGGACGGCGGGUGAGGUUACAGCUGCUGUGCAGUCAGUCGUGCUGCGCUUGAAGGCGGAAGGGCUGUAUAUCUCACGCAUCCACGCAGAUCGUGCACGUGAACUUCGUGUGGAGUCCAUCAAGCGGUGGGCUCUAGAGAGGGGGAUUUUCUGCACGUACACAGAAGGACAAGCUCCGCAGGCCAACGGAAAGGCGGAGGCAGGUGUCAAGUGGGUGAAGUCGUCCGUGAAGCGGCUCCUUAUGUGCAGUGACCUACCGAAAGAAGCGUGGGCCGUAGCAGCGAACUACGCGGUUCAAAACAGGAUGGAGCAGCUGUUACGCCAGUCUACUUCUAUGUUGCCUUUUGGAACAAGAGUUCAUGUUCGCUCGAAGGUCUACGGGACGGGCGGGAAGUACGACCUGGAUUCGAGGUGGAAGGCGGGAACAUAUGUUGGUCCUAGCUUAGAAGUGCGAGGGGGCCACCUGAUUCGCUUUGAAGACGGCUCCUACAUGACGUCCACCCACUUGAGACCCCAUUUGGUCGAGACGGACAAGAUAGUGGACUUGGAUGAGUAUGAAGUAAUGCUCCCAAUGCCUACAAGAAGGUUGAAGGGGAAAGUUGGUGCCACGGAUUUGGACCAGAACAGUGAACACGAGGUCUUGCACUUGAAGUACGACCCAGAACACCCGGCAGAGCAGUAUGCAAUGAGGCUGCUUGAGGAGGAGAUCCUUACGGCAGACCAACUUGAGAACCUUGCGCGGAUGCUGCCAUCGACUGCUCCUACGCCGAAGCGUUUUGGACCCCAACGGGAUACGCAAAAGGUCUGGACGGCAGGUGCCUUCGUUCAUGGGGGCAUUGUAGGGGUCAAGAACGCUACUGGAGUGUUUCCGGCAAGCACAAGGGCGCUCAUCAAGUAUGUGAAGCAGUUGGAGCCCGAGCAUAAGUUCAAUGCGGUAGCCAUCACGACUGAUAUAGAAGCAAAACAGCAUGUGGAUGCGCACAAUGUCGGGAAGAACUUGGUUGCAAGCUUAUCCUACUUCAAGGGAGGUGCAUUGGAGGUUGAGUAUCCAGAGGGUGCCAGGCUGUUGCCUUUGGAUGGUGAUCAUACCCACCAGCUCUUUGACCCGAAGUUCAAACACUCCACGAAGCCCUGGUUUGGAGGUUCCCGGAUUGUGUUGGUUGCGUACUCAGUACGAGACAGUGGAAAGUUGAAAGAGGACCAGAUCAAGUACCUACAGGGCCAUGGUUUUGAGUGGGUUCCACACUUAUCAAAGCCGAUUGUGAGCGAGGAUGAUAAGCCUGUAGUGAAGAUGAUACGGGUUGGGCUGUUGGACGCUACGGGUGACGAUAAAGUGCCAGCGCAACCUCGAGAUCCUCCAGAGCAUGAAGGUGAUCCAGGUGUUGGUUGUGGUGAUGAUGUUUCAGGACAACAUCGAGAUCCUCCAGAGCAUGAAGGUGAUCCAGUCAAGGGCCUUAGAGGUGGUGAUCACAUGACGAAUCUGGUACAUGAUGUAGAGCUUGCUAUAGGCGAUUUAGAAGAUCGUGCCGGAAGACUCAGGGAUCUCUUAGAGGAAGAAGAAAUCCUCUGUGAAGAGUACCGCAGGCUGGGUCAGGCUACGCGAGAGAACUUGAAUGAUACCCGCAAUCAAGUGAGUGAGUUCCUUGAACAGAUGUAUGAGGAGCUACUGGGCCUUGAGAGACUGAGGACUAUGACGUGCCUGCGGUCUGUGAGGGUGUCACAAGGAGCGAAUGAAGGGGAUGAUGUAGAUUAUGAGGCGCUGUUGGAUAGCCUUGAGGAGGACCUAAAGGUUGUCCACACGGUACCUGUUGGCCAGGUGAAGCGUGCCCUGGAGAGGUGGACAGCAGCCAUUCGCAAGGAAGUAGAAGCUUUGUUUGCUUCUGGGACUUUGAGGCGGGUGACUAUUGAAGAGGCCAAAGAGAUGGAGUCCAAGGGCCUUGUUACGUUUGCUCCUGCGAAAUGCGUUUUUACUUUGAAGCCCCCUCAAGUCCCUGGUUCGAGAGCGAGGAGAAAAUGCAGAAUGGUGAUCUGCGGAAACCACGUCCAAGGAAAUGCUGACUUUGGUGAUUUAUAUGCAGCUGGGUCGUCGACAGAUGCAUUACGACUCACUCUGAUUAUUUCGGCUGUGAUGAAAUGGGUUGGAGCUAUCUCAGAUAUCACUGGAGCUUUUCUCCUGGCCAGCUGGCCAGCCCAUCUGCCGAAGUAUGGAGUAUACCCGCCGAGAAUCAUCAGAGAUGCCAAUGUUGCUGGCUUGGAGGCCUGGAUUGUGGAACGUCCACUAUACGGCUUAAGAGAAAGUCCCCGAAUUUGGUGCGACUAUCGGAACCAACGUUUGUUGAUGGCGCGAAUACCUGUGGGAGACUUGAUGUUGAUACUGAAGCCGACAGUCUCAGAGCCGGAGCUUUGGAUAAUCCUGGACGAGGUGACGGGCAUCAUGUACGGCCUUAUGGUGUUGUAUGUGGACGAUAUUGCCUAUUUCUCGACAGAGCCGAUCGUGCUGGCGGUCCAUGCUUAUGUGGUGAAGGAGUGGCCGGCAAGCGACCUUGAGUGGAUUACGGAAGCAAACUCAGUUCGCUACUUGGGGGUUGAGAUUGGACGAGAAGUUCGCACUAACUCUGGUGGGGAAGCUUUCCGUGUGUACACCAUUGGGCAGACGGCCUAUAUCCAGGACUUGCUCAGGAGCUACAACAUGAUGGAUGUCACACCCACAGCGCUCCCGGUACCGAAGGAGUGGAUCGAGGCGGCAGAGAACGACGAUGAAGCAGAAGCUGACUAUGACGAGCAAACCCUUCGGCAAGCUCAACGAGUUGUUGGAGAGAUGCUGUGGUUGGGAACCAGGACUCGCCCUGAUCUGAUGUUUGUCGUUUCUCAUGCUGCUAGCUUGGUUGCAAAACGACCUUCGUAUGUGGUGCGUCUGGGGAAUAGACUAUUGGCCUACCUUGCGGGCACGGCAGAACUCAAGAUGACGAUGGGACCUGUUGGUGCAAUGACAGAAGCAGAGCUCAUUGCCUACACGGACGCCUCUUAUGCACCGUUCGGUCGGAGGUCCUUUGGGGCUGCUGUUGUAACGUUUGCUGGUUCGCCGGUGGCCUGGAAAUCGGGCAGGCAGAGCUUCAUUACAUUGAGUGUCAUGGAAGCAGAGCUCUACGCUGCCACCCAGGGGUGUACUUUGUUGAACUCUGUGUAUGCCUUGCUUGCAGAAGUUUACCCAACCCAGGUGAAGCGCAUCCUGGCAGUGGACAACACCAGCGCUGCUGCUAUGCUGGCAGGCGGACAUGGGAGCCAGCGUACGCGACAUUUGAAGAUAAGGGCCAACUAUGUACGGGAAGCAGUUGAGGAGGGCAAUUUUGAGAUACGCCACACCCCAGGGAGUGAGCAACUUGCCGACUUGUCAACGAAGAUGCAGUCGAAGCUACGACUACAUCAGCUUUUGCAGCUUUGGGGCUUUGUGGGCUUUGCAUCAAAUGUUGUGCAAGCUAUGAAGCUGAAACUCCUUUCAGUGUUGAUGGUGUUGGCUCAGUGCGUGUGCCCAGCUCGUGGUCACCGAGAUGAAGCAAAAGAACCGCUUCCGGCUACGACAUGGGAGGAGUUAUUGGUCAUGAUGUUUGCCAUUUCGAUCGUUGCAGUUUGUUUUUGGGAACUUCUUCGAUGUGGAUACCGGAGGGCCCUGCGAUGGCAUAAGAAAUGCCGUAAGGCGCAAAGGCUUGCCCAAGCGGGGCAACUAGCUUCUGCUGCUGCAAGGAGAGAAAUUGAUGCUGUGAUGACCAAUGAUACCACAGCGACCCCAAGGUUGAGGAGGAGAACUACCAUGUCUUCACGACCUACUCCCAGGACGCCAUCACCAAUGAGGACGCCGAGUAUGCCAACCACUCCACAGGUGCCUACGGCUAGGUCACCUAUGUCUACAGCCGGAAAUACCACACCGGCUACAAGGCCGAGGUCCGUCACCCCGCCAACACAGAGGCGAAUUUCUACACCACCUACAGGGGCUCAGGCGGCAACUGAGAGGACAAGGGUGUGCAGAGAUACGCUUAAAUUGAUGACCUGCGAAGAUCUACGAAGUGCUCUACGGCUGGAGGGACAGCCGGUUUCCGGAAUCAAAGAAGAUCUUUGCGAAAGGUUAUCUCCCUCUCUCGAGUCUUCCGAUGUGACUGACAAGCAACUUCGCUAUGUUCUGUACUUGUGGCGUCACAAGGAUUUGAGCUACCGAUGCAAGCUGCGAUGGGAGGAUAUCAACAACAAGUACAGAGUUUCAGCAUGGAUCGCACGUUGGAAGAAUGCCUAG